Messenger RNA from Halteromyces radiatus, 305 nucleotides. RefSeq lists its product as uncharacterized. The record is from RefSeq and is a predicted model, not a curated record. Lineage: Eukaryota; Fungi; Mucoromycota; Mucoromycetes; Mucorales; Cunninghamellaceae. The transcript has a single exon. The coding region runs from base 62 to 277 and encodes 71 amino acids.
AAUCAAAACAAUAUUCUUCUCUCUCCUCUACUACUUUUUUCGCUUGGCACUAUAAGAAAUUAUGAAGUUUUUUAAUAAUUCUCUUAACAUCUAUUUAUCAAUCUGUGUAAUCUUGGUAACUCUAAGCUACUGUAAUGCGAUAAGCAAUGGCAAACUCUGUGAAAAUGUUGGAAGAUGGGGAAGCUGUGCAUGGGGUCAAGGUUCGGUUACAAGAUGCUUUAGGGACAAUUACUUUUAUUGCUGUCGCGCACGAAGAUGUAGGGACUGCGGCUGUUAAUUAUUCUUUUUCCGGAUACACAUCGGCU